Messenger RNA from Arabidopsis lyrata subsp. lyrata, 2264 nucleotides. Its product is annotated as probable galacturonosyltransferase 3. The record is from RefSeq and is a predicted model, not a curated record. Bases 93 to 2135 code for a protein of 680 amino acids. NCBI's taxonomy places the organism in Eukaryota, Viridiplantae, Streptophyta, Magnoliopsida, Brassicales, Brassicaceae. The transcript has 9 exons. Gene Ontology annotation, molecular function: polygalacturonate 4-alpha-galacturonosyltransferase activity.
CGGCAGCACGUGCACGUUUCUACAAACCGCCCGACUGAAUUGCUGCUUUAAAGAAAGCUCGCCGGCGAUGUGGUGAUAUCAGUCAGAUCCAGAUGACGACGUUCUCGAGAAGCGCCGCCUUCUUAUCGCUGGUAGUGGUGCUACAUGCUGUUCAUGUCGGUGGAGCCAUUUUAGAGUCACAAGCACCCCACAGAGAACUUAAAGCUUAUCGUCCGCUGCAAGAUAAUAAUCUAGAGGAGGUGUAUGCUUCCUCAGCUGCUGCAGUGCACUAUGAUCCAGAUCUGAAAGAUGUGAACAUAGUUGCCACAUACAGUGACCAUUACGGUAAUAUACGGUUUGGUAGGGUGAAAAUGGGGGAUCUUUCAACUUCUUGGGUUUUCGAGAAUCCUGCCUAUCAAGUUAGCGGCAGAAAAAAAGGUCCGCAGCUAGUUAUACCACGGGAUUCAUUUCAAAAUGAUACUGGAAUCGAAGAUAAUGCAAGCCGUUCUACAACUAAUCAGACUGAUGAAAGCGAAAAUCAGUUUCCAAACGUGGAAUUUGCAAACCCAGCAAAACUGAAGCGGCAGAUUUUACGUCAGGAGAGGAGAGGUCAACGAACUUUAGAGCUGAUCCAACAAGAAAAGGAAACUGAUGAGCAAAUGCAAGAAGCAGCCAUUGAGAAGUCAAUGAGCUUUGAAAACUCAGUCAUAGGAAAAUACAGUAUAUGGAGGAGAGACUAUGAGAGCCCAAAUGCUGAUGCUAUCUUGAAGCUUAUGAGAGACCAGAUCAUAAUGGCAAAAGCAUAUGCAAAUAUUGCCAAAUCUCAAAAUGUAACCAAUCUGUACGUUUUCUUGAUGCAGCAGUGUGGAGAAAAUCAACGUGUUAUAGGUAAAGCAACCUCUGAUGCCGACCUUCCUUCAAGCGCUCUUGAUCAAGCAAAAGCCAUGGGCCAUGCUCUCUCUCUUGCAAAAGACGAGUUAUAUGACUGCCAUGAACUUGCAAAAAAGUUCCGGGCCAUGCUUCAGUCCACUGAACGCAAAGUAGAUGGACUGAAGAAAAAGGGAACCUUCUUAAUUCAGCUAGCUGCCAAAACAUUUCCCAAGCCAUUGCAUUGCCUGAGUCUGCAGCUAGCGGCAGACUAUUUUAUUCUAGGUUUCAAUGAACAGGAUGCAGUGAAAGAGGAUGCCAGUCGAAAGAAGUUUGAAGAUCCUUCUCUCUAUCACUAUGCGAUAUUUUCAGAUAACGUUCUGGCUACAUCAGUGGUUGUGAACUCCACUGUCUUGAAUGCAAAGGAACCGCAGAAGCAUGUGUUCCAUAUAGUAACUGACAAAUUGAAUUUUGCUGCAAUGAAGAUGUGGUUUCGCAUCAGUGCUCCUGCUGAUGCGACAAUUCAAGUUGAAAACAUCAAUGAUUUCAAGUGGCUGAAUUCCUCUUACUGCUCUGUUCUACGGCAGCUUGAAUCUGCGAGGCUGAAAGAAUACUAUUUCAAAGCAAAUCAUCCUUCAUCAAUCUCUGCUGGCGCGGACAAUCUAAAGUACCGCAACCCAAAGUAUCUGUCGAUGCUGAAUCAUCUCAGAUUCUACCUUCCUGAGGUUUAUCCGAAGCUGGAGAAGAUCCUGUUUCUGGACGAUGACAUUGUGGUGCAAAAGGACCUGGCACCACUAUGGGAAAUAGACAUGCAAGGAAAAGUGAAUGGUGCGGUGGAGACGUGCAAGGAGAGCUUCCACAGAUUUGACAAGUACCUCAACUUCUCAAAUCCAAAGAUCUCAGAGAAUUUCGAGGCGAGUGCUUGUGGGUGGGCAUUUGGGAUGAAUAUGUUUGACCUGAAAGAGUGGAGGAAACGGAACAUUACGGGGAUAUAUCACUAUUGGCAAGACAUGAAUGAAGACAGAACACUGUGGAAGCUGGGGUCGUUGCCACCGGGGCUGAUAACAUUUUACAACCUGACAUAUGCAAUGGAGAGGAGCUGGCACGUGCUGGGGCUGGGAUAUGACCCAGCGCUAAACCAAACAGCAAUAGAGAAUGCGGCGGUUGUGCAUUACAAUGGGAACUACAAGCCAUGGCUGGGUUUGGCAUUCGCCAAGUACAAACCGUACUGGUCCAAGUACGUUGAGUAUGACAACCCUUAUCUCCGUCGGUGCGACAUCAAUGAAUGAAGAGAUUGUGGAGGUAGAUGAAGCAGUCAAGAGGAAACUAAAUAAGUAAAAAUUGUUUUCAGUAUACUAGUUAGGAAUCAACAGACAAAUGAGACAUGAGUGAUAAAUACGUAGAAUCUCUUAUUACUU